Bactrocera dorsalis (oriental fruit fly) is the source of this 2249-nucleotide messenger RNA. Its product is annotated as fatty-acid amide hydrolase 2. NCBI's taxonomy places the organism in Eukaryota, Metazoa, Arthropoda, Insecta, Diptera, Tephritidae. The record is from RefSeq and is a predicted model, not a curated record. The transcript has 8 exons. The coding region runs from base 289 to 1872 and encodes 527 amino acids.
AAAUCCGAGUAAAGGUGCGCACACAUAUACAUGUAAGAACGGAUAAGCAAAUACGGGCAUUUGAUUAAAAAGUUUUGCUGGCGCUAGUGAGGCUAAGCUAAUUCGAUUGCACCUCAGUAGUGGACGCGUGCUGAAGGUGAAAGCAACAACGGAACGGGCGAAAUACACAAAUCGUAAUCGACUCAGUGAUCAAAUCAAGGAUAAUCGGUAGUAAACAACUUAUAAAAUAUUAUAAAAUACGUUGAACAAUUUCUCAGCCGGUCACAUUUGCAUGCCGAAUUCAAUAUAAUGCUUUUCGUAGUGCGUUUUUUUUUUGCACUUGGCAAUACAUUAUGCUUUAUCGUCAAUACGCUUGUUAAUUUGCUGUUGCCGCGUAAACUGCCUGAUUAUCCACCAAUUCAAGAUGCGUUGCUGCUAAAAUCUGUUGGCGAAUUAGUUGUGGAGCUGCGACAAAAAAAGAUCACCGCCCAGCAGCUGGUGCAAGCGUACAUCGCGCGAAUACAGGCGGUCAAUGGAAGUUUAAAUGCCGUCCUUGAUGAUCGCUUCGAGCAAGCGCUGAAGGAAGCAGAACAUGCGGAUAGUUUAAUUGCCAAAGCCAAUGAUGAGCAAUUAGUCGCACUCUUCGGACGCUACCCCUUGUUGGGUAUACCGUUUACAGUAAAAGAGUCGGCCGGGGUGAAAGGUCUAUCGUUUGUUGUGGGUAACAUUUAUCGAAAGAAUUUGAAAUGCGAACGUGAUAAUGACAUCGUUCAGCGCCUUAGAUCAGCGGGUUGUAUACCGCUUUUGGUUUCAGCAAAUCCCGAGUUCUGCAUGAGCUACGAAACGAACUCCAAAAUGUAUGGAAAGUGUCGUAAUCCAUAUGAUCUCAACAGAGUGUCUGGAGGUUCAUCUGGAGGAGAGGGCGCUUUAAAUGGCGCUGGCGCUUCCGUCUUCGGAUUUGGUUCGGAUAUUGGAGGCUCUAUUCGUUUGCCCUCAAUGUUUUGUGGUGUAUUUGGACAUAAACCGACUGGCGGUUUGGUUUCAAUUAAGGGUAGCUUUCCAUAUAGCGACGAUCCGACUUUCGCACAGUAUUUAGCCUCAGGACCAAUAACACGAUUUGCUAAGGAUUUACCCAUACUAAUGCAAGUAAUGGCUGGUGAAGAUGCAAAGAAAUUGAAAUUUGACGAACCAGUCCAAUUGAAGAACAUAAAGAUCUACUAUGCCUAUGGUUUUGAGGGUUUUGCAGCAUUCAUGCACCAGCCAACUGAUUUCGACAUUCGAUUGGCCAUAACCAGAGCGGUGAAAUGUUUCCAAAAAGGUGGACUUACCACCGAGCAGAUUAAAUUGGAAAAAUUCGUACACGCCAGAGAAAUAGGUUUAAGCGCUCUCGCCGAACUGAAAGGUCUGCCGAGCAUAACAAAUGAAGCCAAGCCAGAAAUAAGUAAACUUAUUUGGGAGCUAAUUUUAUCACUCUUUGGACAAUCUGUACACAAUCGUGACGCUAUAAUAAUGGAGUGGAUAAGAACGAAGAAAAUUUACCUAAAUGAUGAGGAAGCAGCAGAAUUUCGUGCCGAAAGAGAAACGGUGAAAGAAGAGUUAGUGAAAAUGCUCGGUAACAAUGGCGUUCUCAUCUUGCCCACAUUUCCCACCUCCGCGUUUAGCUUCCAUACAAGCACGUUGAACUUGGUGGGUGUGGAUCUAAUGCUCAUGUUCAACAUACUGGGUUUCCCCGCCACACAUGUGCCAAUGGGUUUGGAUCACAGAGGCUUGCCGAUUGGCUUUCAAGUUGUCGCUGCGCCGUAUCAAGACAAAUUGUGUCUACAGAUUGCCGCCGAACUGGAGGGCGCUUUCGGCGGUUGGGUGCCACCGCUGCAGCAUGAUAUAAAAACAUGAAUUUUAUUAGCUUUUUAAAGCUUUCAAUGUGGUUCUAGUUUAAAUUCAUAAAGCUUUUCAACAGUUUCCGAUAUGGCAAAAGCUUUGGGUUCUGUGCACUAAUGUACUUAAUUUGGGAUUAAGCUCUAUCAUUCUUUCUCUUUUACGCUUUUUAGUUAUGAUUGAUGAUGAUUAAUGGUUUUUCUGAGUAACUAUUAAUGUUAUAUUCAAAAGCUCUUCUCUUCACAUUAUUAAAUAUAGUAUAACAAACUGUAAGUGGAAAUGUUUGUUUAAUGUUUCUCUGGGCUUCAAAUUUGAUUUGAUAUCGAAUGUCUUUGAACGCUCACUCUUACAAGCUGUAAUAGUUAAUUUUUUUUAAUAAAACUUAGUAACAAUUA